Molecule: messenger RNA, 1356 nt
Organism: Mucor mucedo
Lineage: Eukaryota; Fungi; Mucoromycota; Mucoromycetes; Mucorales; Mucoraceae
Exons: 4
Coding region: 25-1281 (418 amino acids)
Biological process (GO): response to heat; protein refolding
Cellular component (GO): cytosol; cytoplasm
Molecular function (GO): Hsp70 protein binding; ATP binding
Source: RefSeq, a predicted model, not a curated record
UUCACUUUUGUACACUAAACAAAUAUGGCUGUUGAAAGUAGAUAUUAUGAAAUUCUCGAGGUAGAGACUGACGCCUCUGACCAUGAAAUCAAAAGAGCGUACAGAAAAUUGGCCAUGAAAUACCAUCCUGACAAAAACCCCAAUGAAGGAGAAAGAUUUAAGGAAAUCUCUCAUGCUUAUGAGAUUCUUUCUGAUGCUGAAACCCGUGCCACUUACGAUCAGUUUGGAGAAGAUGGACCUGGACAUGGUGGAGGAGGAGGAUAUGGCAUGUCUGCUGAUGAUCUCUUUGCCAACUUGUUUGGUGGCGGAGGUGGUGGAGGAGGAUUUGACUUUGGUGGGGGUGAUUUCCAUGGUAUGGGUGGCGGUAUGCCUCGUCGCCCUAGAAAGGGAGAAUCCAUGAAAUAUCCUUUAGCUGUUUCUCUUGAAGAUCUUUACUUGGGUAAAAAGACCAAAUUAGCUUUGGAAAAGAAUGUGAUUUGUUCCAAUUGUGAAGGUAAGGGUGGUAAGACUGGUGCUACCAAAAAGUGUGGCUCUUGUAAGGGUCGUGGUUUCCAAGUGGCUAUGCGUCAAGUGGGCAUGGGCAUGAUUCAACAGAUGCAAGUCCCUUGUGCCGAUUGUGAUCACACUGGUGAAGUCGCAAAAGACAGAUGUAAGAAGUGUAAAGGAAAGAAGGUUACUGUCGAAAAGAAAUAUCUCGAUGUCUUUAUCGAAAAGGGUAUGGAGAAUGGUCAAAAGAUUGCCAUGAAGGGUGAAGGUGAUCAAGAACCUGGUGUUGAGCCUGGAGAUGUUAUCCUUGUUUUAAAUCAAAAAGAACAUCCUGUUUUCACUCGUGAAGGCUCUGAUUUAAAGUGUACCGUCAAAAUUACUUUGACAGAAGCCCUUUGUGGUUUUGACAAGGUCAUUGUUACACACCUUGAUGGUCGUGGCAUUCAAGUCAGUAACCCUGCUGGUACUGUCAUCAAGCCAGGUAUGGUAAAGCGCAUUCCUAACGAAGGUAUGCCCACUUUCAAGCGUCCUGAAAACCGUGGUGAUCUUUAUAUUGAAUUUGAUGUCGAAUUCCCUCCCGAUCACUUUGCUACUGCUGCUCAAUUAUCUAAUCUCGAAACUGUCUUACCUAAGAGAAAGAGAGAAACACCUAAAGAAGAACUUAUCGAUGAAUGUCUUCUUUUAGAUGCUAAUAUGGAAGCAUUCGGUGCUUCAAGUAAUUCUCGUAAUGCAUACGAUGAAGAUGAUAGUGAGGAUGAGGAAGGUCAAGGUGGCGUCCGUUGUGCUCAACAGUAAAAAACAAUCAAUUAAAAUUAGACAAAUAAAAAAAUAAAAAUACGGCUAUUUCAUAUGAAUAGUGCUAAGCACAAA